Plodia interpunctella (Indianmeal moth) is the source of this 2633-nucleotide messenger RNA. RefSeq lists its product as uncharacterized. Gene Ontology annotation, cellular component: cytoplasm. Bases 184 to 1683 code for a protein of 499 amino acids. Gene Ontology annotation, molecular function: glycosyltransferase activity. The transcript has 2 exons. NCBI's taxonomy places the organism in Eukaryota, Metazoa, Arthropoda, Insecta, Lepidoptera, Pyralidae. The record is from RefSeq and is a predicted model, not a curated record.
GUCAUUUGUCAACGAUAGCAAUAGCGAAAUUGUUUUGUUCAUGAUGGUAAUCCAACAUCAUAGUAGGUAUUCAUAGUUAGGUACCUACUCAAUUUUCUUACCAAAAUUCUUUUAAUAAUGUACUAUUUUGAGAUUAACCCAGCUUACCCACUACAAUGAAUUAUUGACUGUUCCGCCAAAUAAAUGAAGACCCAUCGUAAAUCAACAAGCAUAAUGAGGAAAUACUAUCAACUGAUACUCGUUAUCGUGUGCUUUAUUAGCAUCGUAACGCUCCUAAUUUACAGACACGAGUAUUACAGAUUGCGUUACGUUCUUGAAGUGUUAAAUUUCUUUGGCAAACCGGGCCUCUCCGAAAUUGAGUUCUGCGGGCCAGGGUUCAAUGCUACUCUGCUAUCAGAAAUACUACGAAACUCGUCCAUGGAAGUUCGUGAAACGCCACCACUUUUUCAAGAAAUUGACGAGAAUUUCUAUUCCUACUCAUCAUUUCUGAAGUCUUAUCAAAAGUAUGAGAAGCUGACACAAACACAUGUGCACAAAAUAGACACGAUUGUUAUAGGCAAGGCGCACGUAAAGCCUAAUUUCCGCUGCAAUUUAUGGUUAGAGAAUAAAUCCAAACCAAAGGCUGGUAGAUUCACUUAUAAAAUAAUAUCUGAACCAAUAAAAGACUUCAGAUUAUAUAUCUUCCAUUGCUCUUUAUACAAAGACAUAGGUAAGCCUAAAGGUGUGAGUUUUUACAUGAAUGAUUAUAAUAUUAAUCCAGUACAUGCACCUAUUAAUAGAGUAAUUCAAGUGAAUACAAAGCGUACGCGUAGAGAAAGUAGUGGCAUAAGAUUUGUUAAUAUUGUAGAGCCGACCAUUUGUGUGAUACCCAACCAAGUGCCAUUGGUGUCCAGAGAUGCCUUUAUAGAGUUCUUAGUGUUCCAUCACAUGAUGGGAGUGAAUAUUUUUACAAUAUAUGACAGCAUGAUAUCUGAAGAUAUUAUAAGAAGACUGAAUCUAUUGCCAGCAGACAUCACUCAAUGGAACAUACAAUUUUUCCCAUUGAAUUACCCAUUUAUAUUUGCAAAGUCUUAUGAAAUUGUCCGGAGUGCAAUCGAGUUGGAUUGCCUAUUUAGACACUUUAAAUUUGACAAAGAUGAGACCAAUAAAGCAAGCCAUGUGAUGGUUCUGUCUUGGGAUGAAUACCUAGUGCCUAGAGUUCAUACAAAUAUCAAAGCAUUGUUAAGUGAUUUUGAUCCAGCAAGGAACGUCAGGACUGCAGAGGUGAAACCUCUUUUGUUCUGUUUAAAUCAGGAAGAUGAUAACAAUGCUGAGUUUGGAUAUCCAGAUAUUAUGAAGAAGACCCAUUAUUAUAAGUUACCUCAAGACAUGAAGUCCAUUUAUGUUAGAAAUUUGGAUUCAAUGACGUCAUUUGAUGACAUAUAUAACUUGAAUUCUAGCAGUAAGUUUGUUCCUUUGGAGAUAUUGGGAGCUCAUAAGUAUACAGAGUGUAGGGAUGUGAAGACUUAUCAUCCGUAUGGUGCUGGAUAUAACGAGACUCAGAUGCAAAUGUUCCAACACAAGUUUGAAGGGGCUAUGUUGAAAUUUGGGGAGAGCUUAGUUAGCAAUAAAGUUUACAGGUUGUAUACUUCUGGGCAGAUAUGGGAGAAACCUCAUAGUGAGCCUAUAAGAGACAUGUUGUAAAAUUAGAUCAUUUCAGCUCUUAGAAGUUUGUACAUUCAGUAUGCAAUUACAGAUUUUUACAUGUAUGCAAGCUUAUUGUUUUCUAGAUCAAAUAAAUUGAAGCAAAUAAUAAUGUAUCGCGCGGUGCUGCCAUAGUUCUUUACAUUUAUGAUGUGCAUUUAUGUUACACAAAAAUAUGUUUGUUUUGUUUACUUACUAGUCAUAACAUUAAGUAAUACUUCCACAAAGAUUUGGUAUUUGAACAAAUGCAAUUUUACCUAAUUGUAUAAUUAUAGUCAUAGUUUGUUGGUCAAUAUUAUGGAAAGACUGGAGUGCCUUGAUUGUGUGAAAGAGAUUAAAGUUAAAGGUUGUGUAUUAAUUUGGUUAUAAUUUUAAAACAGAUGAGUUUCUUAAUUCAACUUAAUUCUUUUUAAUUGAUACUCAUUGUUACUUUUUUACUAGCUUGUUUCAAAAAUGUUAUAUAAUGUUGAUAAAAAGCAUGCAUAAACCAAUUAUAUGAAACUAUUUACUUUUUAUAAUAAUAAGACUGUUUUUUUAGAGAAAUCACAGGCAAUAUUUAGCAUAUUCAAUACAUUGGGAAUAAGUAUAUGCUAUUAUUGCAUAUGCUGUUAUUUGUAUAUGUUACGGCUAAACCCCGAAGUGCGGCUAGACAUAGGUGUAGCAGGUUUCAGUUAGUUAGACAUAGGUGUAGCCUACUUAUCUCCUCUCAUGACGACCUCGGUGGCGCAGUGGUAAAGUUCUACUACUGAAUCGAGAGCCACUUCUUGCCACUGUGUCCGGGUUCGAUCCCCAGUCGGGUCAUGAUGGAAAAUGAUCUUUUUCUGAUUGGCCCGGGUCUAGGAUGUUUAUCUAUAUAUGUAUUUGUUAUAAAAUAUAGUAUCGUUGAGCUAGUAUCACAUAACACAAGUCUCGAACUUUGUGGCUAUCUCAAUCAGUGUGAUUUGUCCUAA